AUGUCAUCGUCUAAUAGUAUUACUGAUAAAUCGUCAUCAAUCACUUGGACUAAGUUGUCCUUGGGUGAAUUACGGGACCUGUGUAUAGUUUGUGGUUUAGCUACAAAUGGAAAUAAGGAGGAAUUAAGUGCCAAUUUAAAGGCCUAUUUUGAAAAAAGAAAAGAAAAGUUACCUGCAAUGUUAUUUAGAGACGAAGUUGGUGUGGAUAAUCCUGAUAACAAUUGUGAUCAGGGCCAUUUUAAGGACAAUGCUAAUGCAUUGCCCCACAAUAGUGUUAAGUCAAAUAAUGAUUCAAAUUUAGGCACUUCUGAUUCCUUUCUCUCAGCCUUGAGAAAGAUAGAGAAGAAAAUGGAUCAGAAUUUUGUGCUUUUACAAGACCAGCAAAUUAGAGAAACAGAAGAGGAAAGUUUUUUAGAUGAAGCAUGGCCUAGGGCAACAGCAUUGCAGAUAGUUGGUUGCAAUAAUAAAAUGAUAGGAAAAUAUAAAGAUCGUAUUCUAGCAGUUUCAGCAUCGCCAUUUUACAAAGCAGGGAGUUGGAAUAGUAAAAGGAAAAGCAGUUUCUAUAAAGAUGAUAAAAAAGGUUCAAGUAGCAAAUAUUAUUAUGCUUCAAUAUCAUCUUUCGAAUCUGAGCAAGGAGAAGCAUAUUGGCAAAACAAGAAAAGGAAGAAAUCUUAUCCCUUUCAUGCAGGGAAGGAUAAAAAGCCAACAGGUUAUUCAAAAGCAUUUACCUGUUAUAACUGUGGCGGAAUUGGUCACUUCUCCACAAAUUGUCCUUUCCCAAAUGCAAAAUCAUUUCAAAACCUAAGCAAGAAGGAUACUUAUUUCAAUUUUUGCAAUACAACUAGCCAACAAUCUUUUCCAUCAUCUGAGGAAACUAUUUUAUCUUGUCUUGCAUGGCUGGACUUGACAGAUACUAUAUCAAGCUGUUCAUAUAUACUGGCGGCAAUUUCAAGGAAACAUUUAGAAGCAGGUUUACCAGAUCCUACAAAAAACUUCAGAGGAAGUUCUAUUUUAACCCAGGCUAAAAUAACCUACUCGUGA
Dentiscutata erythropus is the source of this 1041-nucleotide messenger RNA. Lineage: Eukaryota; Fungi; Glomeromycota; Glomeromycetes; Diversisporales; Gigasporaceae. The record is from the annotation of a GenBank genome assembly.